This is a messenger RNA of Phyllopteryx taeniolatus (common seadragon), 2942 nucleotides long. RefSeq names its product shootin 1 (gene shtn1). NCBI's taxonomy places the organism in Eukaryota, Metazoa, Chordata, Actinopteri, Syngnathiformes, Syngnathidae. The record is from RefSeq and is a predicted model, not a curated record. The transcript is spliced from 14 exons. Bases 890 to 2443 code for a protein of 517 amino acids.
GAGUGAACUUUGACCUGCUGAUUGAACUUGUACAGGUGGGUCACGACGUCCACUUCCUGUCACAAGUCAACAUUUUAAAAAUAAAAAGACGUCAUGGCUUCCGAGGAGUUUGCAAAAAAGAACGUAAUUGAUGAAUUGACAAACAAAGGUAAGUCUACGUGAGACGUGUAACACGAAUGUCUUGGUUUUACACCCCUACAAAGGAGUACCGCCUUGAGGUUUUCUACAACAUUCUCUUGUUUUGGAAUGAGAGUCCACCUCAUGACGUUAGGGUAGUUUUUAAUGGCUAUAUAUGUCGUUACUAUGACUUUUACUACGUGUUGGCAAAGGUCAGUGGCACGUUGCUAUUUAGGAACAUUGGUGUUUACGUCGUCGUCAGCAAUUAAUACGGGGAAAGGGUAUAAAACUCUACUGGGGCCCUACAACAGAAUAUCCCCUCCCUCACACAUGUUUUUCAGUGUCAAAGAUGAAAUUGGUCAUUUGUGAACAUCGUUGAUUGUAACACUAACGCACGAUUACCCGAAUAAUUGCCUGGUACUCAUGUAGUAAUGUGUUUUGAUACUGCUGCAAUGUGUUUUAAUAUUAGUAAGGCUCGUGUAUGUCAAUUUAUACAAUAUACAGUACGCAGUAUGCCCCACAUCAAUAACUUUGGGGCAUGGCAUCUAUUAAAGCAGAAGCCACUAUUUGAGAAAAUAUAGUGUUUUGUGGUUCCUGAUUAUGUUUGAUUUUAUCGUAUGCAUAGGACACAUUUUUUCCAUACACUUCAGAAACAAAAAUGUAUUUAUGUAGCUAUGAGGAAAUUGACUUCUUGCCUGGUGUUUUUUUUAACCUUACACUGCUGCAGUCAGGUGACACAAGAUGAAUUAGUCAGCGUGUGAGAAGUUAUCACAUGUUCGAGAAGUUCCCGUGUGUUAAAUAUGAAAAGGAAGGUGGCAGUUUGGACUUGUUUUGUGUGGAUUUUGCUUUGACAAUGGAUGACUGGCAUCCUUUGCUUCCCCCAGCUAUACAGGAAUAUGAAGGCCUGCAAAGGAGGCAUGAAGCAGCAACUCAGGAGUGUAAGAUACUGGAAGAGGAACGAGAUGAGGCAAUUAAGAAGCUCAAUGAGUUUCAAAAAGUGUCUGUGAUGGUCAUUGAAGAGGUCACUGCCAUUCAGGAGAAACUGGAGAUUGAGAGAACGUGUCGAGAAAGCGCUGAAGCCCUGGCCUCCAAGUUGAACCAUCGGAACAACUCUUUGAAACGGAAGAGCAUGAUGUUGAUGUCUCACCUCAGCCCAGAGACCAUCAGCGAGAUAAACCUUGAGGAUGAAGAUAAAGAAGGUGAUGAGCUAAAUGCUGCCAGUCAGGACUGCUUGUCAACCACGUGCCAGAACAAAGUCUCAGAGCUGCAAAGUAAAUUGCAGUUGACACUGAAGGAGAAAGAUCAAGUAUGUGAUAGUCUUGCAAUGCUGAGAGAACAGCUGAAGGAAACCAGGCAAGAACUGCUGAAAGAAAAGCAUGAUUACACUGUUUUAAUGGCCGAGACGGUGCAGCAAAAGAAGAUGCUGAGAAAAUAUAACAGAGUGUCUCAGUUUGCUGUGGAGGAAUUUGAAGCCUUACAGGACAGCUUGAACCUGGAGCGGGCCUUGAGAGAGGGGGCAGAGAACUUUGCCAGAGCAAUGGUUGUUGAGCAAAAGAUGCUGAAGAGACAGAGCCAGAUCCUGACGCAGAGCUCCGCACCGAGCCGCGCGCUACAGGAGGCACUUAGCCAGGUUACAUCACUGACCAAGGAUUUGGAAACCUUAAGGCAGGAGCACCAGAGCGAGAUAAAGCAACUGGAGGCCAAUUUGAGUAGCUGUAAGGAGCUAAAGGCGCUGACAGCCGUGAGGUGUAAACUUGAGUUUGUGGAGGAGGAGAAGCGGGAGUGCAGUGACAAGUGCUCCAAGGCCCAAGCGGAGGUCAAGGAUCUGAGGUUUACGGUUGAAGAGCUUGAAAAGAAACUGCAAACGUUUACCAACCCACCACGUCCUCCAGUACCGACAUGUCUACCUCCACCUCCUCCUCCACCUCCACCCCCACCACCUCUUCCACCCUCAGCAGCCUUCAAUCCACUCAGCUCCCUGCUGUCAUUGAUCAGAAAGAGACAAAACAGCAGUGAUAUUCCACUUGUGGUCCACAAUUCUGACAAGACACCAGAAGUGGAUCUCAGGCAGCAGGCAGUCGAGGAAAUGAUGAACAGGAUCAAGAAAGGGGUUCAGCUUCGGCCUGUCAGCCAGAGACCAAGUAACAGGAGACAUAUGGAGAGGAUGCCCACUAAUUCUGCCUUCAAGGAACUUAAAGCAAUCAUGGGGAAUUUUGACAGGGCCGUUUCUCAACCGAAAACGUCAUCUUUAUCAUCCCAAGAUGACGAACUGCAGAAAAUCCUUCUGAGACGCCGUGACGUACUGGAAACCCCAAACGCCUCUUAGGGCAGUGACCCUCAAAGUGUGGUCAUACUACCACUAGUGGUACACAGGCUCACUCUCAUGGUACAUGAAAAGAAUCACUGCCCGUGUACACUUCAUUAUCAUUAUAAAAUUUUCUUAUAUUUUGGUGCAUAAUAUUACUCUCAUGAACACUUGGACCUACCACGUUACUGUUUUUUAAUGUUGGUCAUGAUGAUGGUACAAAUGCACUUAGUAUUUGUAUAGUGAUACUAAGGUUUGAGAAAGACUGCCUUUGGGUAUUACAUGACACCCUAGCUUUAUUUAGAUUUUCUUUUGGUCUGUUUUUGAGAAGUUUUCCUUCCAGACAAUAAACACCAUAAUAUUUAGGGAUGCACAAACUGUAAAUGGUGCACAGUGAAUGUGAAAAUAAAUCAUGCAUGACAGAGAAGCAAGAGUGGCCUAUUUGUGUUCCCCUGCUAUUCGCAUGGAUAGGGACCGAGCUCUGCCACCAAUAACAAAUAUCAACAAGUAAUUGACGCAC